Molecule: messenger RNA, 2367 nt
Organism: Strongylocentrotus purpuratus (purple sea urchin)
Lineage: Eukaryota; Metazoa; Echinodermata; Echinoidea; Camarodonta; Strongylocentrotidae
Exons: 12
Coding region: 4-2367 (787 amino acids)
Molecular function (GO): protein binding
Source: RefSeq, a predicted model, not a curated record
ACAAUGAGAAAUAUUGAAUGGAAAAUAUGGCUGAUACUACCGGCGAUCUCCUGUGCUUACGUACUCGGACAAGACAUGGUGAACGUGAGAGGGUGUCCUUCAAGCAUCAAUGUCGGGACAGAUAAGGGCAAGAACCUGGCCAGUGUGGAAUGGCCGGAGCCGGAGUUCAUAGAUACCGAAGAACAGCGGGUCAUACCGCUCAGAUCCCAUGCACCCGGGGACAGGUUCUUUGUUGGUAAAACAAUAGUGCGGUACACAGCAUACUACAUGGGCACAAAGGCUUCGUGUACUUUCAAUAUCGUGGUACAAGACAAUGAGGUUCCACACUUUGUAACAUGCCCCACAAGCGUGGUCACCACAACUGACCCAGGAGAGGCGUUUGCUUCCGGGGUCACAUGGAAGAGGCCCUCUGCAACAGACAACAUCCGAUUGGUCGAAUUCCGCUCGAAUCCACCAAUAGGAUCACGGUUCUUAAUGGGCGUGACCAAGGUGACGUACUGGGCUAUCGAUCCAAGCGGUAACAGAGGAGAGUGCAGAUUCAACGUUAUCGUCGAAGACAGGGAAAAUCCAACCCUCCAUCAGUGCCCAUCUAACAUGGUUGUCAAUGCCAACCCGAAGGAGACACUUCGGAGCAUCAGCUGGACCGAACCUGUGGCUCGGGACAACGCGGACGUCGCUCGGGUAACUUCGACACACCGGAACGGGUCGUUGUUCCCACUCGGCACUACACAUGUCCGAUAUACAGCCGAAGAUUACUCGGGAAACACCGGCACGUGUUCGUUUUUCGUCACACUGAGGGUAAGAGUGCCGGACGCGCAGAUCUUCAUCCGUUACUACACCACCACAUCUAUCCACAUAGCCUGGCCCGAGACGACGGACCAACAGGCAUCAAGUUACCUCAUCUACGUCUGGCCGUCAGAGGGAAGGGAGCCCUCUGCGUCGGACCAUCUGUACCAUGGUAUCAACAGGGCAGAGAGCUUCGCUUCAAGGCGUCUGGGUCCGUUGAUGGUAGGGAAGGACUACGACAUCAAAGUGGUGGUGACGGGAGCCAAUCAUGUGAUGACGACCAGACAGAGAACCAGGCCUGCCCCUCCCCACAAUGUCUCCAUCAUACCAGGUACCAUCACACCUGUCGCCUUCACUUUGCUGUGGAAAUCGGGUAACGGUUCAUUCGAGAGCCAUGAAAUCACGGUUCGCCGGUUAUCUGAUAGGAGCGUUGUCUUCACGAAAUCUGUUGAGAAGAGUGUGAACUCACUUCACGUAACCGGUCUGGAACCGUACACCAGAUACAUGAUUUCGAUUCGGACCGUCAGCGGUUAUUCGACUGACGUAACAGAGAGCGAGGAAAUAUACAUUAUGGCUAAAACAGCACUAAUGCCACCAUCCGGGAUACUUGUUCGUGAGAUGACCGCAGACACGAUUGCCAUAAUGGGAAAUACAUACCCAUAUGCUGACGGCGACGACGAUGAAGACGAAAUCGAUGACGAUAGCCUCUUCGACCCCCAACAGAUGACGUCACAAAGCCAUGAUGCACACAUUCUGUUCAUCUACUCCGAGAAGGGAGAUUUGUUUACGGAUGUGGUCUUCAAUCAAGGCGUUUGGAGUUAUACCUUUCGUGAUCUGAAUCCGGUGACGAGUUAUACCAUCAGGGUCGUCAAUAAUCAAAAUGGCGUGGCAUUCGAGACAAAUUCAACUACAAAACCAGCACCGGUCACCGAUCUUUUCCUAUCUGCCAUCGAUCAUUCCUCUGCAACUGUCCAAUGGGCGCACGCCAUUGGAUCACGUGACCGAUAUGAAAUCAUCCUCACUCCAGCACCAAAACACAAGCAUCGGAUCAUGCCGAUUAGAACAAGAAAUGACAUCAUUACUUUCAAGGGUCUUGAAGCCGGAACCACAUACGACAUGCGCAUUACUACUAGGAAAGGAAUUUUGACGAGUGAUGACAGACAUUUGAAAAUAACACCAGGGAAAGACCAAGCAUUGUCCAUGUUCAGAGCCAGAGAGAGCACAUGUCUAUCACCAAUCAUCGCGUGUGGUUUACUAGGUGCUGCGCUGCUUCUCUGUGUGGUUUACUUAAUCGCAGUCUUCAUCUUCAAUAGAAAAUUUCCAGCGAAACUCCGCUCUCGUCGGCCGUCGGAGAACGAGUAUGAGAACCCCUCGCAUCAUCAGUACUCCUCCUACCUGAACUCCCUCACAAACCGCAUAGCAUUGAUGAGACGGCCUGAGAGCAACAACUACAACCUACCUCACCAUCACCAUGUUAGAACUAGUAGGGCGUUUAGUAGGUUACCAAGGAGACAAAGCCCGCAUCACACCCUACAAAGGACGCAGAGUGAAUCGGUGAUUUAUUACAACCUAUCAGACUGA